Molecule: messenger RNA, 16205 nt
Organism: Coregonus sp. 'balchen'
Lineage: Eukaryota; Metazoa; Chordata; Actinopteri; Salmoniformes; Salmonidae
Source: the annotation of a GenBank genome assembly
AUGGACGACUAUACUCCACUGAGCCGCCAAAAGGUAAGAGUCGUGUCUAAGAAAUGUCCUGUGUUAGCUACAUGAAAUCAUGAACUGCAGAACUAUGCAGUCUAAUGCAAAGUUGAUCUGAAUUAACAUAUUUUGAUGUGAGUAAGAUCUUACUCAUAAAGAUUGGUCUAAGCAUCAAGCUAGGUUACCCAGGUUGCCCUGACUCGAUCUGCCAACCUAGAUGGGCUCUAUUAACCAACACUGGCUGGAUCAUCAUAAUGCUAUCAUUCACUUUUGAUUGGCAGAUGGUAAAGGGAAGGAAUCAGAUGGCAGUGGAGGCCGUGGAGGUGGCGGGAAAAGAGGAGCAGGAAAAGAUUGGUGGAGCCGCAUGCAGAAGGUAUGUGAUGUGAAUGGUCUCUCUUACAAUAUUACUCCCUAUUCCAGUGGUUCCUAACCAGAGGUACUUGAGAAGACUCAUGAGACCAUAGGCUUACUGGUAAAAUGCACUUGAGGGUAUACUCCGGGCAGAGCAAAAGUCAGUUGGUGGUACAGUAACGGAAAAAUGUUGGGAACCACUGCCCUAUUCUGAGGGAUGUUUACAUAUGUGUGUGACUUUCUGUGGCACUGAAUGCAGAUACCGCAACAUGAUGCAAAUUAUUUUAUUUUUCUCCCAUGUUGACCCUUUCCUCUGCCUUACUAGGGAGACAUCCCAUGGGAUGAGAAGGAGUUCCGCGCCCUGGCAGUGUUGGUAGCUGGGAUAUCCUCUGCCACACUCUACUAUCAGUUCAGGGACACAGGCAAGGAGAUCACCUGGAAGGACUUUGUCCAUCGCUACCUUGGCAGAGGAAUGGUGAGAACAAAAUACAACAAUUCAGUGAGGAUAAUGUACACUGCUCAAAAAAAUAAAGGGAACACUAAAAUAACACAUCCUAGAUCUGAAUGAAUUAAAUAAUCUUAUUAAAUACUUUUUUCUUUACAUAGUUGAAUGUGCUGACAACAAAAUCACACAAGAAUUAUCAAUGGAAAUCAAAUUUAUCAACCCAUGGAGGUCUGGAUUUGGAGUCACCCUCAAAAUUAAAGUGGAAAACCACACUACAGGCUGAUCCAACUUUGAUGUAAUGUCCUUUAAACAAGUCAAAAUGAGGCUCAGUAGUGUGUGUGGCCUCCACGUGCCUGUAUGACCUCCCUACAACGGCUGGGCAUGCUCCUGAUGAGGUGGCGGAUGGUCUCCUGAGGGAUCUCCUCCCAGACCUGGACUAAAGCACCCGCCAACCACUGGACAGUCUGUGGUGCAACGUGGCGUUGGUGGAUGGAGCGAGACAUGAUGUCCCAGAUGUGCUCAAUUGGAUUCAGGUCUGGGGAACAGGUGGGCCAGUCCAUAGCAUCAAUGCCUUCGUCUUGCAGGAACUGCUGACACACUCCAGCCACAUGAGGUCUAGCAUUGUCUUGCAUUACGAGGAACCCAGGGCCAACCGCACCAGCAUAUGGUCUCACAAGGGGUCUGAGGAUCUCAUCUCGGUACCUAAUGGCAGUCAGGCUACCUCUGGCGAGCACAUGGAGGGCUGUGCGGCCCCUCAAAGAAAUGCCACCCCACACCAUGACUGACCCACCGCCAAAUCGGUCAUGCUGGAGGAUGUUGCAGGCAGCAGAACGUUCUCCACGGCAUCUCCAGACUCUGUCACGUCUGUCACAUGUGCUCAGUGUGAACCUGCUUUCAUCUGGGAAGAUCACAGGCGCCCAGAAUGGCGAAUUUGCCCAUCUUGGUGUUCUCUGGCACAUGCAAACGUCCUGCACGGUGUUGGGCUGUAAGCACACCUGUGACUCGGGCCCUCUACACCCUAGGAGUCGUUUCGACCACACUUUGAUCCGCUGAGGUCAUUUGCAGGGCUCGGGUGCUCCUCGUCCUCCUGCACAAGGCAGUACAGUCCUGCUGGGUGUGUCCCCUACGGCUCCUUUUCUGACCUGUCUCCUUGAGCCUCCAUGCUUGGACACACGUGAAGAGCUUGCCACAUCGCUAUGUACCGGUGAGCCACUUGGUGUGUGGGUUGUAGACUCCGUCUCAUGCUACCACUAGAGUGAAAGCACCCCAGCAUUCAAAGUAACCAAACAAUCAGCCAGGAAGCAUAGGAACUGAGAAAGUGUCUGUGGUCACCACCUGCAAACCCAGCUCUUAUUGGGGAGUGUCUUGCUAAGUUGCCUAUAAUUUCUCACCUGGUUUGUCUAUUCCAUUUGCACAACAGCAUGUGAAAUGUAUUGUCAAUCAGUGUUGCUUCCUAAGUGGACAGUUUGAUUUCACAGAAGUGUGAUUGACUUGGAGUUACAUUGUGUUGUUUAAGUGUUCCCUUUAUUUUUUUGAGCAGUGUAUAUGGAAAUACAUGCUGAUUAUUAAUACAAUUGUAAUGCCAAGGUGAUGUGAUUGCUCAGUUACAGAACUUAUUUUUUAGUUUCCAUUGAUUUGUCAUAGUUUUUUCUUGUUGCAACUAGACCUUCCUAAGCAGUCUGUUCUCUUCACAGGUUGACCGUUUAGAGGUUGUCAACAAACAGUAUGUGAGAGUCAUUCUAGUACCGGGAGCAGAGGCUGAUGCGGUAGGUGAAAACAGACCAUUCUCUGGAACUGAAUCAAUGACAAACUUUAGAUGAUAGCAUGAUGACUCACUUGAUAAAUAGAGAUUCACUCAGGAUGAAUGUUUUGUGGAUAUAUUGGAAGCUGUAGUCUUAUUGAAGGGGUUGACAUUAUUGACGUGUAUUGGUGGUCUUUCCCCAGAGCUAUGUGUGGUUUAACAUCGGUAGUGUGGACACCUUCGAGAGGAACUUGGAGGCGGCUCACCAUGAGCUGGGCGUGGAGUCCUCUCAUAGGGCAGCUGUCGUGUACAGCUCAGAAAGUGACGGGUGAGUUAAUACACACACACAAGCGCUGCAUGAUUAAUCACAUUUUAAUAAAAAUUGCGAUAUUGACAUAAAUAAUAUAAUAAUAUGCCAUUUAGCAGACGCUUUUAUCCAAAGCGAUUUACAGUCAUGCGUGCAUACAUUUUUAUCCAUAUCGCUGCGAUAUUUUGAAACACCACUUAGCCGUCUGUAACACCUUUUAUUUUUAUUUUAUUUUUUUACUUUUGAUUUAUUGCUCGAGUUGGAGUUCUCUAUCUGUCUCUCCUCUUUUGACCGCUUCCCAAUCCCACACACACCAAGCCCCGUCCCCUGUCACUCAACUGGCAGUUCCUCGUGCUCGAGAUUCACUCUGCAUGCAUUGACCAAACACCAUGCAGUGACAGCUUUCCACUUUGCUUCUUUAAAGAAAUGCUCCAGAACUUUGGUGACUAGUAAGUCUUUUUCUAACCUCCCGCUUUGGGCUGGAUGUGUUAAUGUGUAGUUCAUACAUGCGUAAUAUAUGAGUAGAAUUGCAGUCUUACCUCAAUUAGCCACAAAAUCCCAAGUUUGAAAGCGACUGUUUUCUGAAAGAUGUGCGGCGCCAUUUCCCCUACAUUUUCCCCCAUGUGGGCCAGCCCCCUAGCAAUUUGAGUUUCAGCCAAUGAGCUUCAGCCCCUCGCCAUUUGAGUGACAGCUAGCAAGAUGCACACACAGCAGAGCAAUGACGUGGCGCACAUAUCUGCACAUACAGUAUGUGAUGUAAUACCCCAUUUUUGGGGACCACUUUUGGCUCAUGAAUGCUACACUGAACAAAAAUAUAAAUGCAACAUGUAAAUUGUUGGUCCCCAAACAUGAGCUGAUAUAAAAAAUCCCAUAAAUGUUCCAUAUGCACAAAAAGCUUAUUUCUCAAACUGUAUGCACCAUUUUUUAAAUAUCCCUGUUAGUGAGCAUUUCUCCUUUGCCAAUAUAAUCCAUCCAUCUGACAGGUGUGGCAUAUCAAGAAGCUGAUUAAACGGCAUGAUCAUUACACAGGUGCACCUUGUGCUGGAGACAAUAAAAGGCCACUUUAAAAUGUGCAGUUUUGUCAUACAACACCAUGCCACAGAUGUCUCUAGUUUUGAGGGUGCGUGCAAUUUGUAUGCUGACUGCAGAGAAUGUUGCCAGAGAAUUUAAUAUUAAUUUGUCUACCAUAACCACAGACCAUGUGUAACGCCAGCCCAAGACCUCCACAUCCGGCUUCUUCAACUGUGGGAUCAUCUGUAAUAAAGCCCUUUUGUGAGGAAAAACUCAUUCUGAUUGGCUGGGCCUGGCUCCCAAGUGGGUGGGCCAAUGCCUUCCAAGGCCCAUCCAUGGCUGCACCCCUGCCCAGUCAUGUGAAAUCCAUAGAUGAGGGCCUAAUUAAUUAAUUUAAAUUCACAGAUUUUCUUAUAUGAACUGUAACUCAUAAAAAUCUUUAAAAUUGUUGCAUGUUGCGUUACAUUUUUUGGUUCAGUAUACUUUCAGAACUACUGGCUAAAAAGUGUGCAAAAGUACCGGAGAAUCUCUUUAAUAUAAAUCCAAGUUUUCUAUAUUUUACUAUUCGUUUGUGUAACUUGCUCUCUGCAAAACGCUAAUUAGUUGGUGUUAGCAAGCUGCAAAUGUGCCCAAUUUUCUUUGUGUUAGCCCCUAAUGCUAAUCACUAUAUACAGUAAGGGGAAAAAAGUAUUUGAUCCCCUGCUGAUUUUGUACGUUUGCCCAUUGACAAAGAAAUGAUCAGUCUAUAAUUUUAAUGGUAGGUUUAUUUGAACAGUGAGAGACAGAAUAACAACAACAAAAUCCAGAAAAACGCAUGUUAAAAAUGUUAUAAAUUGAUUUGCAUUUUAAUGAGGGAAAUAAGAAUUUGACCACUCUGCAAAACAUGACUUAGUACUUGGUGGCAAAACCCUUGUUGGCAAUCACAGAGGUCAGACGUUUCUUGUAGUUGGCCACCAGGUUUGCACACAUCUCAGGAAGGAUUUUGUCUCACUCCUCUUUGCAGAUCUUCUCCAAGUCAUUAAGGUUUCGAGGCUGACGUUUGGCAACUCGAACCUUCAGCUCCCUCCACAGAUUUUCUAUGGGAUUAAGGUCUGGAGACUGGCUAGGCCACUCCAGGACCUUAAUGUGCUUCUUCUUGAGCCACUCCUUUGUUGCCUUGGCUGUGUGUUUUGGGUCAUUGUCAUGCUGGAAUACCCAUCCAACACCCAUUUUGAAUGCCCUGGCUGAGGGAAGGAGGUUCUCACCCAAGAUUUGACGGUACAUGGCCCCGUCCAUCGUCCCUUUGAUGCGGUGAAGUUGUCCUGUCCCCUUAGCAGAAAAACACCCCCAAAGCAUAAUGUUUCCACCUCCAUGUUUGACGGUGGGGAUGGUGUUCUUGGGGUCAUAGGCAGCAUUCCUCUUCCUCCAAACACGGCGAGUUGAGUUGAUGCCAAAGAGCUCCAUUUUGGUCUCAUCUGACCACAACACCUUCACCCAGUUCUCCUCUGAAUCAUUCAGAUGUUACUUGGCAAACUUCAGAUGGGCCUGUAUAUGUGCUUUCUUGAGCAGGCGGACCUUGCGGGCGCUGCAGGAUUUCAGUCCUUCACGGCGUAGUGUGUUACCAAUUGUUUUCUUGGUGACUAUGGUCCCAGCUGCCUUGAGAUCUUUGACAAGAUCCUCCCAUGUAGUUCUGGGCUGAUUCCUCACCGUUCUCAUGACCAUUGCAACUCCACGAGGUGAUAUCUUGCAUGGAGCCCCAGGCCGAGGGAGAUUGACAGUUCUUUUGUGUUUCUUCCAUUUGAAAAUAAUCGCACCAACUGUUGUCACCUUCUCACCAAGCUGCUUGGCGAUGGUCUUGUAGCCCAUUCCAGCUUUGUGUAGGUCUACAAUCUUGUCCCUGACAUCCUUGGAGAGCUCUUUGGUCUUGGCCAUGGUGGAGAGUUUGAAAUCUGAUUGAUUGCUUCUGUGGACAGGUGUCUUUUAUACAUGUAACAAACUGAGAUUAGGAGCAUUCCCUUUAAGAGUGUGCUCCUAAUCUCAGCUCGUUACCUGUAUAAAAGACACCUGGGAGCCAGAAAUCUUUCUGAUUGAGAGGGGGUCAAAUACUUAUUUCCCUCAAUAAAAUGCAAAUCAAUUUAUAACAUUUUUGACAUGCGUUUUUCUGGAUUUUUUUGUUGUUAUUCUGUCUCUCACUGUUCAAAUAAACCUACCAUUAAAAUUAUAGACUGAUAAUUUCUUUGUCAGUGGGCAAACGUACAAAAUCAGCAGGGGAUCAAAUACUUUUUUCCCUCACUGUAGCUGUCUAGCUAAAUCCACUGAUAGGGCAAAUCCUGCUAGCAAACGUUUGCUCUAAUACAGGCUGGUACCAGUGGUGGAGUAUAUCAGCAUUGUUUGUGCAACAGUGUGUUCUUAAUCAGAGAGGAAAAGGCAAAGAAUAUUUUAAAAUAUUUUUCUGAAUGUACCCAUCUAUUUCAAUCUAAUUAGGUUUCCAUGAGAAACGCUGACCAACACUUUGGUUCCUACUCUGUCACAACCAUCUCUUCCCUUACUUUUUCAUUUGUUGUCAUUCCAAACAAAACUGCAUAACAAGCUGACGUUUAAACUAUCAUCAUUUUACCUUCUACAGGACAUUAUUGAUGAGCGUGAUCCCCACCCUGCUGUUGAUUGGUUUCCUGCUCUUCACCCUGCGACGGGGACCAAUGGGAGGAGGUGCUGGGGGUGGAAGAGGCGGUCCAUUCAGCAUGAGUGAAUCAACAGCGAAGAUGAUGAAAGACAACAUCAACACCAAGUUCAAGGACGUGGCCGGCUGUGAGGAGGCCAAGCUGGAGAUCAUGGAGUUUGUUAACUUCCUGAAGAACCCCCAGCAGUACCUGGACUUGGGGGCCAAGAUUCCAAAGGUAAGGGAUGGGACAACAGCAGUCAUACUACUCCCCAAUCACCUUUCAUUUUGAUGGGACGACAGCAGUCACACUAGUCCUGAAACACCUUUCAAUGUAACGUCAAGGGAGAAAAUGUGUUUUGAUUUUAGAUGUAGUAUGCUGACAUUUCACAACCCAUCACAAAUGAAUGUCCCUUUAGACUUUCAUAAAUCAGGCACAAUUUCAGGUAUUUUAAAUCUCAUGGAUGUGUGUUGUGCUGUGUGUUCUCAGGGUGCUGUGCUCUCUGGACCUCCAGGCACAGGCAAGACCCUGCUGGCCAAAGCCACAGCAGGAGAAGCCAACGUCCCCUUCAUCACAGUCAACGGCUCUGAGUUCCUGGAGAUGUUUGUGGGUGUUGGGCCUGCCAGGGUGAGUACACAAUAGAGCCAGAGGAAACACUUACAGCUGACUUCAUAACAUCCGUUUCAAAUAAAAUUAUAUGCAUUUUAGAUUAUAGCUGAAAAUAGCUAUAGCUAGCUAACCACAGGGAUACAUUUCAAUCCAUUUUACUGGAAAUACUUUGCUUACUCAGAGGAUGUGAAUGAAGCUGUUUUAGGGACCUAGUAUUGACUGUGUUUUCUCCCUGUAGGUGAGAGACAUGUUUGCCAUGGCCCGGAAGAAUGCUCCCUGUAUCCUGUUCAUAGAUGAGAUAGACGCGGUGGGCCGCAAGAGGGGCGGGGGAAACUUUGGGGGCCAGAGUGAGCAGGAGAACACUCUCAACCAGCUGCUAGUGGAGAUGGAUGGUAAGUAUGGUUAAGAUAUGGGUGAAAUUACAUGGGGAAACUAUCACACUCACUAUCAUAAUGUUUGUUAAUCUCAGAUAUGUGUCCCCUGUUUAUGAAAACUCUUAUGUGACAUUGUUACUCUGUGAUUUCAUUGUUAUAAAGCUGUUAUUGUCCGCCAUUACGCUAAAAUGUUUACUUUAUGAACUUUAAUGCAUAUACUGUAAGAGUAAUUCCCUGGUAUUUUUCUUCUAGGGUUCAAUACCAGCACUAACGUGGUUGUCCUGGCGGGUACCAACAGACCGGACAUCUUGGAUCCUGCACUCAUGAGGCCUGGCAGAUUUGACAGGCAGAUUUACAUAGGUAUGGAAUCUUUAAAUUAAACUGUAGCUCUGGCAACAUAGUGUGCUGUGGUAAUUUCAGUGUUAUGUCAACGUACUGCAUAUUGAUAUUCAUAUUGACAUCUAAUACCAUUCAGUAAGACUUUAUGUAAACCUACAUAAGGAAUUCAUAACACAUUUAUAACCCAUGCAUAACAAUUUCAUAAUCAGCAGACUAUAUGAGCAUUUCAUAAAAUUCAAUACAUGUCCAUGUUUCAGGCCCACCUGACAUCAAAGGCAGGGCGUCCAUCUUCAAAGUGCACUUACGGCCCAUUAAACUGGACCCUGCUAUGGACAAAGACGGAUUGGCCAGGAAGAUGGCUGCCGCCACACCAGGCUUCACUGGCAAGUUGAGCUGCUCUGUGUGAGAAGAUGCCAUGUUGAUUAUCUUGAUGUCUUAUAUUUUUAAACAUCUUCUCUGUCUUCACCAGGAGCCGACAUAGCUAAUGUGUGCAACGAGGCUGCCCUAAUCGCUGCUAGACACCUCAAUCCACAUGUGGAAGGAAAACACUUUGAGCAGGCCAUUGACAGGGUCAUCGGAGGUGGGUACAAUGUCUUCCAGCACCUUCUCUUAUUGUGUGGUCUCUGCUUUGUAAAUGUUACAUAUUUAGGAGGAUGGGGUGGGGCUUCGAUGGGAACAACAGUAGUAUAUCUUCACCAUUAUUUAUUUCUCUCUCCUCUUGCUCGCUCUCUCUCUCUCUCUCUCUCUCUCUGUAGGUCUUGAGAAGAAGACCCAGGUGCUGCAGCCCAAUGAGAAGAAGACUGUAGCGUACCAUGAGGCUGGGCAUGCAAUAGUGGGCUGGUUCCUGCAACAUGCUGACCCACUGCUGAAGGUAAUGCCCUCUUUAAAGGCGUUGCUUUGUUUAUCUAUUUAUUUGGUCGGGGGCUGCCAAACAAAUAAAUAUUAUUACUAUUUAAAAAAAAAAAAACGUUUUUUUAUGAGUACUGUAUACUAUAAACAACUCAUCAGCACCCUCCACUAGUGUAUGUUGUUGUGAUUAGAGGCCAGCUGUUUGGCCUCUGACCUACACAAUGAACAAUUGGAAUCAAUAAAAGGAGACCUGUUAGACUUCUUAGAAGUCAUUAUACUGUACAACCAUGAGUCUGAAGAGCUAACUAGAUCCCCAUGACGGGUAGCAGUCUGCAGUGGCCUCUUUGUGUGGACGUUGAGGCUUGCGUCAUUUCAUGAGGUGCUUAAUGGCCCAAUUCAAUCAAACGUACACUCGAAGGUUGAUAAAUCACAUUUUGUAGGUUCGACUUCAAUGUUUUCUCUCUGCAGUGAGGGCCUCUCACAGAGUGAGUUUUAUGGAAGCCCAGCCACAGUGUUGGGCUAUGAUUUGAUGUGAUUUAUUUAAAACACAAUUCAACCACACAUGUGGAUACAAUGAGAUUAGAAGGUGUCAUGAAUAAACAUGGAAUUUUUUAAUUGUGUUUUCCAGGCCUGGAACGUUUUGGAAAAUGAUCAAACCUGAAAAGUGUAGCAAAAGUAAUGGAAAUGUAUUUGUAUUUAAUUAUUUCUCUUAAUGUAAUUUAUUUACGUACUGUUUUAUAAUAUUUUAUUAAUCAAAUAAAUAAAAGUCAACAUAUCAGCCAGGAUCCGAAUUACACUUUAAUGCAUCCAGGCCUGGAACGUUUUGGAAAAUGCGCGCAUCACCCAUAGAUAUUAAAACUAGAGCAUCACAUGCAUGUGUGCGAUACGAGUGGGCCGUUGUUCAAGGUUUUGAUUUGAUUUAUUAGGAUUCCCAUUUGCACGCCAAUGGUGACAACUGGUCUUACUGGGGUCUGACACCAGGGUUUCUGUUAGGAAAAUGUGGUGCCUGUAAUUUACCGGAUAUUUAAGAAAUGUACCGGAUCCAUAUGCAUUGGUUGCGCAACCUGAUUAGGGCGUCCACCCACAUUGCUCAGAAUGCCAGAAAUCACAUUUAGUUUAUGGUAAUUAACCUUAACAGAACAUGCAACUCCGAUUCAACGGUGUGCAUCAUUCAUACCGAAUUCCGAUGUUAGAAUACAUAGGCGGCACGUGCAUAAGGCUAGGGGAGGCUUUCCCUAAAGUCAAUUGAAUUAAAUUGCCAAAAUUAUAAAGCCUAAAUAACUUACUCCUGUCUAUACAGAAAUAAAUAAAAUUAUAAAAAAAUAGGGUACUACACUAGAAAGCAUGAUUUGGCCACAGAGGAUCAUUAGCUUCUUAAAUCUUAAAUCGCAUAGCCUACAGUCGGAAAGGGGCCGCAAUUUGGGCAGAGGGAGCAGCAAAUACCGACUAGAUUAUUGUUGCGUUCCGACUGUCCAUGUAAAGCAGAGAGACCCAGCCAGGCAUAUUGCAAUAUUAAAAAUACAAUCACGGGAAAAACUGUUUGGAAAAUAAAAUGGCUAUUGCUGUAAAUAGAAGACAAUGAAAAGACUCCAAUCUGUCUUUUAAUUAUCAAAAUUUUCAACUUAAUUGAGCGAAAAGUAGCCUAUUUUAUUGGCACCAGCGGAGAACAUCGGCCAUAUCCCUAGUGAGUGUGCAUAUUCACUGUCUUUAUCAUUGGGUCAGUGCCACUUUUGUUUGUUUUUGGACAAUAAUUUCUUCCUCCAGGUUAGAUGGACGUCAUAUUGCAUUUGUCUCCUCUUUUCUUAGGCCCAGAGUAGGCUAGCCUGUAAUUUUUAUUAUAUUAAAAAAGAUUCUGCUAAUGUCUCCAGUCAUAAAAUGUAGUAGAAUUGCUUGAAAUGUGUUUAUGAAAGGCCAACAUUUUCCUGUGAUACAGCCUAGGCCUACUCUAUGCCACUAUUUUUUUUGCGAACAGUGAUUGAGUUAUAUUAUUAGCCUAAAUUAUGACUAUCUAAUCAUCACAUUAGGAAUAAUAGACUAUCUUACAUAAGUCUGCAAAUGUGAGGAUGCAUGGAAUGCUUUAUUAUAAAUGGGCAUUUAUUAGCUUCCCCAAACUUGAAACCCACUCACCACCUAUGUUAGAAUAACUGUCCACAUUUACUUUUCCUCAACCAACAAACGAGUAACAAACAUCAAAAUCACUAGCCUAUGUCAAUCUACUAUCCCCCAUAGUAGAAAAGUUUACAUAUCCCAUGCUUGUCGUUCUGUGCUGGAAUGAAAUAGCCUAUUCCAAACAGACUCUGGGACAGUUUCGGAUAAUAGAUCCCAAAUUCAUACAACCAGAAGGCCUAUGGGCUAAAUGCAGACAACAUUACAAAUCAAUCAGGCUUAUGCAACAGAUCAGAUAGCUUAAAAUAAUGAUAAACUAUUAUUUCGUCACAUUAUAAGUUCAGCAAUGCGCACAAGGCAGUAGGUAACACGGGAAUGUUUGUUCCAUAAUGCAACUAGUGGGAAAACACCAUUGUGAGUUGUUUCAUGUGACCGAGAUGAAAAUAUCAGUUGGAAAUGUAGAAAGAGGGAAUAUCUAAAUAUGCAACAACUAGCAUGGGUAUGACUAGGUUUGUGCCAUUGGCUACUGGAAAAUGAAAGAAAGUUGAUUUGAAAACCAAUAGAAUAUGAGAGAAAAAGGCUAUUACUUGUUUCAAUGGCAUAUGGAAGUCUUUAUAAAAUGAAAUGAUUGCCUGCAGGUUUGGUUGGAUUUUGGCUAGGCUACUUUGAAGCAAGGUAAGAUGCCUCAUAAUAUGUAGUAAAACGUUCAGGUUUCAAACACUUAAGCAUAUGUCUCCAGCUCAUUGCAAAGUGGUGUGUGACGCGCUGAAGCCUGCGCUAGUUGCCUAUGCACUUGAAUGGCGAAUGGGAAGCGUGUUUCAAUUUACCAGUUAAGAAAAUAAAUAGUAGCUCUUUUUAAUCGUGGCCAUUGUUGUUUUUUUUUUUUUUUUUAUUUUUAUUUUUUUUAUUUUGUUACAUGUGAUUGCCUUUAGAAUUGUUGUGCAAUGAUUGGGCUUAUUAAAGCACACAUUUCACUCCAGCAUCGACAAACAGCUGUUUGAGCUGUAUCAGCAGCUCUCACGCUACAUCGACUGGUAUUUCAAUCAAUGAAUAGGUUCAAAUGCAUUGUUUCGCUAUGCUAUUUAUUUUUGCUCUCGGACAAUUGACCAUCUCCAAUUGUAUUUAUCGGCUUUUCAUAAUAUAUUUUUUAAUGAAAGCCAGCUAUUACCGGCUAACGGAAAUACUGUCCGACACAUGACGAAAAAGACAUUACAGACAAAAUACUUGACAAUUUACAUACAUUUAAAAACAUUGACAUGUAGUGUGUGUGCAUCUAUCAGUUUACACAUACAGUACAUGACAGUAGGGAGAGACAAAGAGGGAGAGACAGUUGGACAUUGCAGCAGCAGGUAUGCCUAUAAAAUAGGAUAAAGAACAGACUAAUAACAACGUAGCCAAUUCAAAAGAUAUCUUGUACCCGCUAGUUAACUGUCUUAAUGUUUUCGUCAUGUCAUUCCCCAACAAAACCUUCCACUGACACUCGCAAAUAAGGCCAUACAAGUUGAUUUACUUUUUGGAAAGAUUCAUAUGAUUCUUUUAAGUGAUUCUUUUUGAUGAAACAAAUGAUUCACUUCACCAUUGUAUUAGUUCGGAUUCUGUUAAAUCGCAGUGAAUCGAAUCAUGUGAAUCAAAAAAGUGAUUUGUGAAUUGGAACAGUAAUUUUAGGAAGAAAGAUUAGAUGUAGCAUUUAUUUUUGAUUAUGUGGCUUCAACUUGAUUUGCAGAUACAGUGAGGGAAAAAAAUAUUUGAUCCUCUGCUGAUUUUGUACGUUUGCCCACUGACAAAGAAAUGAUCAGUCUAUAAUUUUAAUGGUAGGUUUAUUUGAACUGUGAGAGGCAGAAUAACAACAAAAUUCAGAAAAAUGUAUGUCAAAAAUGUUAUAAAUUGAUUUGCAAUUUAAUGAGGGAAAUAAGUAUUUGACCCCCUCUCAAUCAGAAAGAUUUCUGACUCCCAGGUGUCUUUUAUACAGGUAACGAGCUGAGAUUAGGAGCACAGUUUAUUACCUGUAUAAAAGACACACCUGUCCACAGAAGCAAUCAAUCAGAUUCCAAACUCUCCACCAUGGCCAAGACCAAAGAGCUCUCCAAGGAUGUCAGGGACAAGAUUGUAGACCUACACAAGGCUGGAAUGGGCUACAAGACCAUCGCCAAGCAGCUUGGUGAGAAGGUGACAACAGUUGGUGCGAUUAUUCGCAAAUGGAAGAAACACAAAAUAACUGUCAAUCUCCCUCGGCCUGGGGCGCCAUGCAAGAUCUCACCUCGUGGAGUUGCAAUGAUCAUGAGAAAGGUGAGGAAUCAGCCCAGAAGUACACGGGAGGAUCUUGUCAAUGAUCUCAAGGCAGCUGGGACCAUAGUCACCAAGAAAACAAUUGGUAACACACUACGCCGUGAAGGACUGAAAUCCUGCAGCACCCGCAAGGUCCCCCUGCUCAAGAAAGCACUAUACAGGGCCGUCUGAAGUUUGCCAAUGAACAUCUGAAUGAUUCAGAGGAGAACUGGGUGAAUGUGUUGUGGUCAGAUGAGACCAAAAUUGAGCUCUUUGGCAUCAACUCAACUCGCUGUGCUUGGAGGAGAAGGAAUGCUGCCUAUGACCCCAAGAACACCAUCCCCACCGUCAAACAUGGAGGUGGGAACAUUAUGCUUUGGGGGUGUUUAUCUGCUAAGGGGACAGGACAACUUCACCGCAUCAAAGGGACGAUGGACGGGGCCAUGUACCGUCACAUCUUGGGUGAGAACCUCCUUCCCUCAGCCAGGGCAUUGAAAAUGGGUCGUGGAUGGGUAUUCCAGCAUGACAAUGACCCAAAACACACGGCCAAGGCAACAAAGGAGUGGCUCAAGAAGAAGCACAUUAAAGUCCUGGAGUGGCCUAGCCAGUCUCCAGACCUUAAUCCCAUAGAAAAUCUGUGGAGGGAGCUGAAGGUUUGAGUUGCCAAACGUCAGCCUCGAAACCUUAAUGACUUGGAGAAGAUCUGCAAAGAGGAGUGGAACAAAAUCCCUCCUGAGAUGUGUGCAAACCUGGUGGCCAACUACAAGAAACGUCUGACCUCUGUGAUUGCCAACAAGGGUUUUGCCACCAAGUACUAAGUCAUGUGCAGAGGGGUCAAAUACUUAUUUCCCUCAUUAAAAUGCAAAUCAAUUUAUAACAUUUUUGACAUGCGUUUUUCUGGAUUUUGUUGUUGUUAUUCUGUCUCUCACUGUUCAAAUAAACCUACCAUUAAAAUUAUAGACUGAUCAUGUCUUUGUCAUUGGGCAAACGUACAAAAUCAGCAGGGGAUCAAAUACUUUUUUCGCUCACAGUAUGUACUUUCAGUUGAUUUGGGAAUCCAAUGUAUGGGACAUUGCAACUCAAUAGAUGCUAGUCAGCCUGCAAAGUAAACACUAAGGUAGCUAAGAUAAAUAUGACUUAACUAGAAGAAAAAUGGUGGUCUUGCUUCAGCUGAAUAAAGUGAUUUGUAGCCAACCAUAGCCAUUUGAUUUUUGAUAUAUUGAAUGAGCGAAUUAUUUCAAAAGGCAUAAAAUGUAUUUGGUUGUAAUGUUGCAAUGUUAUACAUCAAGGGUGGUCAACCAUCCUCCAGGAGAGUUAAUGGGUGUGCAGGCUUUUAUUUCAGUCCCCCUCUAACAAACCACAUUUUAGAAAUUUGCUGCUCAACCAGACCUUGAUAAACUGGCUCUGAUGUGUUUGAGCAGGGCUUGAUCAAAAGCCUGCACAUCCAGUAGCUCUCCAGACUGAGGGUUGACUAAAUGUGUUUUAGACAGUUGCCUAACAGGCAUUCUGCUUUGUGGGGCGUUAAGUGCCUUGCACAACGACAGGAGAUGGUACAUGGGAUCAGAGAGCAUCCCUACCAGUGUCGAUAUGCUUACUUUUUUUUAUACUUGCAUAGAGACGCUGCCAAUUGUUGGUCAUGGAAUUUUGGUUAAAAGUGAUGGAGAAGUCAAGAAAUUCCAUCUGUCAAAAUGUGUAUGAACCCUGGAUUUAGAAAGAGCUGGAUUUGUAAAGUGGAUUUACUUUCACUAUUCUAAUGCCAUGUGUCCCUCUUCUGUUCCUCUAGGUGUCCAUCAUCCCCAGAGGGAAGGGGUUAGGCUACGCCCAGUACCUUCCCAGGGAGCAGUACCUGUACACGCGGGAACAGCUGUUUGACAGGAUGUGUAUGAUGCUGGGAGGGCGUGUGGCUGAACAGGUCUUCUUUGGGAAGAUCACCACAGGAGCUCAGGACGACCUGAAGAAGGUCACCCAGUCAGCCUACGCACAGGUACUGUACUGCAGGGAUCAUGAACUAGAUAUACAUUUUUUGGGAGCGGAUGGUCAGGGGGCUGGAACCUAAUUACAUAUAAUUUGUAAACUGCAAAUUGACCGCAAGAAGCCCAAACAGAGCUGAUUUCCUGGUGUUUUUACAGUCUUUUAUGUCCAACAAUGAAAAUUCCUCACACAAAAAAAUGUAUCUGGAUUUUGCCUAUCGAAUAGGAUUAAAUGCAUAGAAAUACAAUAAAUAAAACAGGAGUCCCCAUUUAAGUCAAUGAUUUGUCUGUUCUAUUCAUUCUAUUUCUAUGUGUUUAAUCCUAUCCGAUAGGUGAAAUCUAGAUAGAUCACUUUUGAAAAACUGGGCCCAGAGCUUUUAAAAUGAAUCCCCAGAUACAGUCAGAAAAAAAGCAAUGGUAAAAAAAAAAAGCAAUGGUUACGAUUCAACAAUGUUGAUAGGAAUUUGUUUUGGGAAGUGUUACUGUUUAUUAUGUCAUAGUACCUGUUGUAUUUAUGAUCCCCCACAUCACUUCCGGCCUCAAGAUAGUGCAGUUCGGGAUGAGUGAGAAGGUGGGCCAGGUGUCGUUUGACCUGCCUCGGCAGGGGGAGAUGGUGAUGGAGAAGCCUUACAGCGAAGCCACGGCAGAGCUCAUAGACCAGGAGGUCAGAGACCUGGUGGACAGCGCCUACCAGAGGACCAUGGAGCUCAUUAUGGACAAGAGGGAGUGUGUGGACAUGGUGAGAAUUGCAUUGACCUACAUGAACAUCACGUAGUCCCAAGGUUUUCAGAGUACUUUUCAUGCUGUCUUAUCAAGGGUACACCCAUCUACAUUCUGUUUUCUUGCUGAGCUAAAACAUAAACCUAGUAGUCCCUAGAGCUGCUAUCUGGCUCUUACCCAUGUCCAUCCUGAAGUGUGAUGAAUGUCACUGAGCUCACUGCGACAUCAUUGUUCUUCUAUCCUCUUCCUAGGUGGGGAAGCGUCUCCUAGAGAAGGAGGUCCUGAACAAGGCGGACAUGCUAGAGCUGCUGGGGCCGCGGCCGUUUGAGGAGAAGUCGACAUAUGAGGAGUUUGUGGAGGGGACGGGCAGUUUUGAAGAGGACACCAGCCUGCCAGAGGGCCUGAAGGAUUGGAACCAGGAGAAAGGGGACGCAUCUGAGGAGCUGUCCCCAGUUAAGGAGAAACUGGCCCAAUAG